Messenger RNA from Cydia fagiglandana, 5330 nucleotides. It is a transcript of the gene Best2, whose product is annotated as bestrophin-4. The transcript has 11 exons. Lineage: Eukaryota; Metazoa; Arthropoda; Insecta; Lepidoptera; Tortricidae. Gene Ontology annotation, molecular function: chloride channel activity. The record is from RefSeq and is a predicted model, not a curated record. The coding region runs from base 330 to 2339 and encodes 669 amino acids.
CAAGUACACCAACCAGUAUACAUCAACAUCAGUCACAGUUGUCACUGCUCUGCGAGUGGUGGUGUCGCACGCGCUCCCUUCAUGCGUUCCAACAAUUCGGGGAAGGUCGAGUACACAACACAUCACCAGAAUGUGACAAAACAACCGCGUGCCGCACUCUCUAGCUAAUAACUUCCCUUCGUCUUCCCUAGUAACUAAAGUCAACAAACUUUUUUUAUUACUUUCUAAAACGUAUUUAAUUUUCCGUGUGUGUUUCAAGCUCGCGCCAACAAAACGUGUGUGUUGUGUAUAAAUAAAUAUUAAUAAAGUGUUGUUAAGUUAAAUACGACAUGACUGUAUCAUAUGCCGGCGAGGUACCAAACGGCAGCAGUUUCGGAUGUUUCUGGAGGAUCCUUUGCAAAUGGCGCGGCAGCGUUUACAAGCUCGUCUGGAGGGAACUGCUGGCGUACCUCACUCUGUAUUACACUAUCAACUUGCUGUAUCGGUUCGCACUCACAGAGCCACAACAGAGGAUAUUCGAGAAAGUCCGGCAGUACUUCGGCGCGCAGAGCGAGUCAAUACCCAUGUCCUUCGUGCUGGGCUUCUACGUCAGUCUGAUCGUGAAGCGGUGGUGGGAGCAAUACAAGCUGCUGCCCUGGCCCGACACGCUGGCGCUCUUCAUAUCGGCCGGCAUCCCCGGAGCGGAUGAAACCGGCCGACUGAUGAGGAGGAACAUCGUGCGGUACGCCAUCUUAGCGUACGUGAUCACCCUGCAGAGGGUGUCGCUCAGGGUGAAGCGGCGGUUCCCCACGUGGCAGCACGUCGUCGACUCCGGUCUCAUGUUAGAAAGCGAAAGAAAGGUGUUCGAAAAAAUGGACGGAAAAAGUCCCAUGUCCAAAUACUGGAUGCCCUUAGUGUGGGCAACGAAUAUAAUAAACAGAGCAAGAAAAGAAGGGCUCAUCACGAGUGACCACAUAGUGCAAACGUUGUUGGUGGAGCUGUCAGACAUCCGGAGGAGGCUCGGAGCCUUGAUCGGGUACGACACGGUGUGCGUGCCACUUGUUUAUACACAGGUGGUGACGCUGGCGCUGUACACGUACUUCGUGGCAGCGCUGAUGGGCCGGCAGCUGGUCCCGCCGGCACCAGGGAGCACCUCCCAGUACCAUCCCGACGUGUACUUUCCGCUCUUCACGGCGCUACAGUUUUGUUUUUACGUGGGAUGGCUGAAAGUGGCCGAGGUCCUCAUAAAUCCGUUUGGCGAAGACGACGACGAUAUUGAACUCAAUUGGCUGAUAGACAGACACAUCAAGGCAGCCUACAUGAUAGUGGACGAAAUGCACGAAGAGCACCCGGAACUGUUAAAGGACCAAUACUGGGAGGAGGUGGUUCCCAAGGACCUGCCUUACACAGUGGCUUCCGAACACUAUCGCCGCCACGAGCCGCCCUGCUCCGCGGACCACUAUAAGGUGAAGGCAGAAGACGCCGUGUACGCCAACGUGCAGGCCCCAAGAAAAAGCCACGAUGAGACUUACGCUGAUUACGAAAGCGUAGACACACCGUUAGUGGAGCGACGGAAGAACUGGUUCCAGCGUCAAAUCUCCCGCAUGGGCUCGGUGCGGUCCGCGUCGACGGCGUACUCGUCGGGCGGGCUGUUCGGUCGCAACCGGCACAACUCCGUCGUGUACUCCAGCCCCGAGGCCGGCCAGCCCGCACCGGCGCCGCCCCACAAGAUGUCACUCUACGAGAGGCUCGUCGGUAGAAAGAGCGGCCGCGGACAACAUCGACAGAACUCUAGACAUGGUGGACAGAAAAGCAACGGUACAGCGGUGCCGAUCACGCUCCGCAACCGGCCGCGUAUCCCCACUCCGGACGUGACCAAGGAGAUCAUAGACCGCGAAAACCGUCUCGCUAUGGGCAUGCAGAACAUGGGCGUCAUCAUGGCCCACCAGGGCUACCAGAACGAGGUGCCCGUCCUCGGCGCCUUAGUGCUGUCUCCCAUACAAGAGCUGGAUAGCGGCUCAGUGAAUAACACGUUACACGCAGGCCAGCCGGGGACUACAGCUUUAGCACAGGCAGUUUUAUCCCCGUCGGGCCUAGCGCCGAUGUUGACCGCCGGGCCGGUCGCCCUGUCUCCUAUGGGAGUGACACAACUUUCGCUAGUGGGAUCGACCCCGUCGACUCCUAGAACCGAGCGGAUAACGGGCUCAGCGGGAUCCGGCGCGACGCCACCGCCGCCGAGAGCCACCGUCACGGAGCUGCCCGGAUCGGACCGCGACAGCGAACACAGCGCGGCCAGCACCGGCACGCCGCCGGAAUUCACCAGGAAAUCAAACUCGAAACGGGGAGAAGUCUACGUUUAAUAAAGUGAAGUAAAUCGUCAGAUAUCACUCAAGUCAGGUUUAAUGAUCGAUUAUACUUUAGGCGCUUAACGUAACACACGGCUCUGGUCGAGCGGGUUUUUUAUUACAAUGUAGGUAAACCGCGUGGUAUUGCACACUACACGACGCGUCGAAAUUUACAUGGUGCCGUGCAGAAACUCCGUACUGUGUGUUAUACUCCUGAGUGUGUCGAAACUCUACCUACAACUCUGAAUCUCAACGACAAUCCAGAUACCUACGCAGCUCUUCCUGAAGCUAGCGUUUUGAAGUCACUGAAAAGAUCGUAUAACCUGUGAAAUUUGCUGCUAAGUUGUGCAAGCUCGCAUAUCCAAUAGUUCGUUAACCAACAGACAUACAUUCCUACAUUUAAGUUGAGUUUACAUCAGGACUAACAGACCAUGGAAGCAUAAGCCAUACGCUCGACAGCAUAAAAGUAUAGUGUAAAGGUUGUUGGUCCAGGGUGAUGCAAAGGUCUAUUGGUGCCAAAAAUUGGUGGCCAUUUUAACUUCAGGCCAUUGUGAAUAAAUUGAACACGUCUGGAACGUGGGGCUUUUAUUCACCUACGAGUAUAUAUAUUGAAUAAUAUGAAUAGGCUACUACUUACCUAACCUAAGAUAAUUUAAGUACCGUAGUUAUGCAGAAAACAACCUACUCUAUUUUUGUAUCAAUGGAGAAAGAAAGCUACGAAAUCCACUGCAUUAAGGUGUAAGUCACUCACAAAAAUAAAAAGUUGGUCACUUUCUAUAGAACUACGGUCUAGAAAUGGAAUUUCGUGUGCUCAAGCUGGUUCGAUGUCGAUAAAUGCGGUGUCUACCUAAAUUUGAAGUCUACUAUAAGAGGACGAUCCUUUUCGAUUAUCCUUGAUCCACGGGUUGUACUUAACCAAUAGCUAUUUAUACCUAUGUAUAGUGUGGCUAACCCUGUUUAUCAGUUUUUAGGGUACGUUCAGAUCUGACGAAUUCCCGAAUCGCUCUCGCGUUUUAAAUUCUAACGUACGCCAGUAGUAAGUUACACUCACUAGCGCAAAAGACACAGUAUUUUCACCUGUUUCUUAAAACGACAGAUAAAACGUGCAGUCACUUAACCUUUGACAUCGGUUACACGCUAAUUCUGGAGUCAGUUCAGUCCAUCAGUCUGGUCAGAAUGACGGGAUAAUUAUCGUGUAUCACGCGGACUGAUGGACUGAUGGUCUGGACUGAUGAAAAUUUAAAUUUAUUGAUAAUAUUAGUCAGGCCGUUUUGAAUGACAAAAAACUGAUAGGAGACUGAUCGUGUAACCUCUUUGUGUCAUUCUCGCGUCAGUCACCGUCCAUGCAACAAUGGAAUGAUGGACUGAACUGACGUCAGAAUUAGCGUGUAACUGAUGUCUAUUGUCGUAAUUUUAUCAGUCCGUUGUCAGUCUGGACUGAUUGUCUAACCGUGUCAAUUUUCCAUCAUUCUAGCAUCAGUAAAAACUUGAAUGGAGUGAUGGACUGAACUGACGCCAGAAUUAGCGUGUAAACGAUGUCUUUCGUGUGUGUGUGUAAUGGUCAAAAAUAGUGGGUUCAAAUCUCAGACGUGCCGGAUAGAUCAAUUAAAAUCAUUCUCGAUGCCAAAACAAAAUGACUAAAAUUUUGGUCUGGGUGCGAUAAGUCGCACACUUAAUCGACUUUGAGUCUAAUGGUAUUUCAAUGUGACCCUCUUUACAGGGAAAUAUACGUUUUUAAAUAUGGAUACUACUUUCUAAGAGUUGAACACUAUUACUAAAACGUUGCCCUGUGGUUUAGCACGAAAGUACUUAACUACGGGUAAAAUAUUACGAGAGACAAUAGGAUUACCGUCGGGCUCUAUUAGAAACCUACAAACUAUACUACGGAAUGGGUCCGUUUUGCUAAACUGUGUCUCAUCGCCAUUCAGGUCGCUGCAUACGUAGCGUGAUUUUCAUGGUCAGUGACGGGAAGGGUUUGGAAGGGGCGGAUGUGCGAAUUCGUAUAAUGAAAUAAGUGCGACAUAAUUUAUAGAUCAAUAUACGACUCGAAACACGUUGCGUAUGCACCCACCUGAAGAACACACGCAUUGCAUUGUUGUGUGGAAAUAAUUAUCUAAUAAGUUGUACCGGUCUAAUUGAUGAUGAUUAAAGCACGUUGUUUUUACGCACGUGUUUUUAACUGUUAAAUAUUUAAGUAAAAGGGACCCACUGAUUACCAGUCCGCCAGACGAUAUCGGCGUGUCAGUUAAAGCAAAGUUUGAAAGCUCCGAACAACUGACAGGCUAACAUCGUCUGGCGAACUGGUAAUCUGUGGGCCGCUUAGGGCCGGCAUAGACGUACAGUUCACAUAUAAAUAGCCUCUGGGUAGCAGCCCGUCUGUAACGCCCCUAAAAUAAGCAAGGAUUUAUAGUUCGUUUUUUUAGCAUUAGAAAUAAGGUAAACAAUCUUGAUGUCGCUUUUAAUUGAAAAACACUUUUUAAAAAUAAGUUACGUCGAAUAUGUAACAAUUAUGAAUCUAAUACGAUCAUUUAUAUUCUUCUGCUUUCAUAAGUAGUAGUUACUGAUUUUUAAAAGGCGUUUCAUGUCAAGAUCGCUUACCUUAUUUAAAGUUCUUUCUAAUGCUAAAUAAACCGAACUAUAACAUGUGAUGUGACUAUGUGAAAGAUUCGAGCCCUACACCCCAGCAGGGGGUAACAGGAUGGAAAGAAGAAGAAGAUAACAUGUGACUUGCUUUGACCAUUAUCAAUUAUCAAUAUGAGAGAUGUUUUUAUGUAUACAUUUUAUCGAAUAUAAAUGUAGGUAGGAGAGAUCGAGGCUUGUGAAAAUCCGUCCUUAGUGAAGUAAUAGUGAUCUUAGUUAAUUUAGCCGAUGCGGAUUGACAAUAAGGUAUGUUUUAAAUGUUAGCGCAAUAACCGUUGUAAUUAGGUAUAAUGAAUUUAUAAAUUACGCACAAACAGGGAUUGAAUUUGUAUAGUUGAAUUGUAUACAUAUAUAUUUUUUAUUUUA